AAUUAAUUGUAUCGAAACAGGAACAACUCUUUGCGCAUGUUCGGCGUUCAUGGUUUCCUUCAUUUCUUCUAACUCUGUUUAAUCUUGUUUUUGUAUGUGUUGACACUGUUUUAAAAGAUUAUGUCAAGACGGUCCAGUCGAGUCUCCAUGACUGGAGAUAAUGGGGAGUUUUAUCUUGAGUGUAAAGCAGCUUACCUCUCCAUCUAUGACAGUGUCAAGGAUGAGAUUGAUUCUGUAGAAGACCUAGUGCAAGUUUUACAGCAGGCAGGCAGAAAUCCAUCAAAGAAAGUUUUAGCCAGAUACUGGAAAUCUGACACAGAGCACUUGACAUUCGAUGAGUUUGUGGACAUUUGCAAAAAAGAAAAAGCCACCACAGCGGAUGACUUGAUGAAAGCAUUUAGGAAAAUAGAUAUUAAUGGAGAUGGUUAUAUUUCAUUAGAGGAGCUCUACAAAAUAAUGACCACUAAAGGUGAAAAAAUGAGCCGUUCAGAUGUCAAAAAGAUGAUUGAUGAAGUGGACGAAAACAAAGAUGGACGUCUGGACUAUGGAGAAUUUUGCAAGAUGAUCAUGGAAACAACAGAGGAAUGUAAGAAAGUGUCAAGGAAGAUCAUGGAGAAAAAAGAACUUAAAAGAAGGAAGGAAGAUCAGACAAAAACAAGUGACUCUAGGUCAGGUUCUCAGGUCUCAGUGAGAUCAGCAGCAUCUGUGAAAAGUUACAGUGAGAGACCCAUGUCUGCCUCUUCCAGAUCAAAUAAAGAUAAAAAUGAGGACACACCUGCAGAUCCAGAACCGUCAGAAUCUCCUAGCAAAGAAAAUGCCACAACAGAAAAGGAAAUGGGGUCAAAGGUUUCACUGAGGUCAAAAGGAAGUGACCAGGCAUCUAUCAAAGGAUCAAGGGUUUCACUGAAAUCAAAUAAGAAUGAAGACCAGUCCAAAUCCCAAGAUAUGGGGUCUAGAGGUUCAGUAAAGGAAAAUGAGGAAGAAGGACAAGAGGAGGAAAAUAUGGGAUCUAGUAGUACACUGAAAGAGACAGAGCCAGCACCAUCAGACCAAAACAUGGGAUCUAAAGUUUCAGUCAAAACCACAGAGGAAGGAACUGCAUUAGAUUCAGGGUCAAAGGCUUCUUUAAAGUCUGACACAAAGAAAGAUAGUUUGGGUUCCAGAGCUUCACUGAGGUCUAAAGGCGAUGGGAUCAGUAGCGAGGAAGUUAAAAAGUCUUCUGCCUCCUUGAGGAGCAAGGAAGACAAACCUGAAGGCAUGGGAUCCAAAGUAUCAUUGCAUUCAAGAAGGGAAUCCAAAGGAGAAAUUGAGGGAUCAAAAGCAUCUCUGAAGUCAAAAGACAGUGAUGUUAUCAAACAGGAAAAUAUGGGAUCUAGAACAUCACUCAAGUCCCAUGGGGAAAUGGGAUCUAAAGUUUCCCUGAAGUCUAAAGCAGAAUCCAAUAUGGGAUCGAAAGUGUCUAUUAAAUCCAAAAGUGAGUCUAAUGCAGCAUUAGAGGCAGCAGCUACAGAUGAUGAGGAAAAUCUCAGAGUGAGGCCAACUGCUCGUGCUAGAAAGGACAGUAAAUCCAUGAGACAAAUCAAUGAAGGGAGUAUGUUUGGUUCAUUUGCCUCCGUAAAAUCAGGUGCAUCAUUGGCAGGAUCAAGGAAGUCUUUGCUUAGUGUUGAUGAUCUUCCAAAGCCAUCUCCAAGGAACAAGAAGUCCAAAGGUCCGGCUGCAGCUUCCUUGGCUAAACUUUCAGAACCCAAAAACCUAAAGGAAUGGACACAUGCAACUAGUAAAGGGAUGUUUUACAUUGAUGAAGAGACAGAAAAGCUUCUCUGUCAUCAGUAUAAUCUUAAAUUGACAGAGGACACAUCUGUGUGGAUCACAAUCCAGCCAAUCAAAACUCGCUGUCAAGCUGAUUCGGACCAGGUCAUAGACACAGGCUUGUUUAUCCUGAGAGACAAACCGGAUGAAGAUGGCAAUGUCCUUAUAACGUUUACAAGGCACAGAGAUGCAAAGGGGAAAUAUGGAGUGAAAUGUUCUUUGGACGCAGGAAACUACCGCAUCAUUCCCUUCACAACAGGAUCUCGUCUCAAAAAACGAGAGAGCGAUCCUUCAAGUGCAGCAAAAUUGCUACAACUCAAAGAUGGAAAAUAUACCAUAUCCAAGGCCUUCAGGAAAGUGCUAGAAGACAUCUUUGACCUGUCUGACCUUGACGGGAAUGGGACAAUGAGUCGGGAGGAGUUCAACUGGUACAACAUCCGGACGAGUGAUGAGGAGGUCGGCGAUGAUGAGUGGGAGGUGGUGGAGGAGAGACUGGAACUUGAGGAUGGCGAAAUUACAAAGAAUGGUUUCCUCCAGCUGAAUGAAAUGGAGGCAGAGGAUUCUAAUGGAGAUGAGGACGACAUGUGGGUGACACUGGAGAGUCUGGGCAUCAACAAAGAGCUGGUCAUGGAUGAGGCUUGUCCAUUCGUAAUUGAUGUCUACACAGAAGACUGUGAUGAUGCUGAAUUUAAAGUGGAAGCCAUUGAAGACAUGAUGGAUAAACUGCAGCGUCCCUUGUGUCAGUCUGUGAUGGAAAAGGGUGAAGCCACCAAGGUGAAGGGUAUGAAGGAUUUAACGAUGUUCACAUAUAUGAGUGACACCAGAGCCACCAUUGUAGUAGACAAUAAGUCUUACAGUAGUGUCCGUUUAAACCUUGAUUGUUCUGGCAGCCGAAAUUGUCUGACAAAUCAACCCUCAUUGGAUGAAACAUUCUCUGUCAAAUCACAGUCUCAGAUCAUUGCGUAUCAUUUUACACCAAAGAAUGAAGAUGAUGAAUGGAAUGUCAAGUGCGAAGAGAGUAUUCAGAAAUAACAUCAUGCAAUUAAGAAUAGAUUGAUUGUAUUAAUUACAGAUUUCUUAAAGUUU
Molecule: messenger RNA, 2895 nt
Organism: Magallana angulata
Lineage: Eukaryota; Metazoa; Mollusca; Bivalvia; Ostreida; Ostreidae
Product: EF-hand calcium-binding domain-containing protein 7-like
Exons: 21
Coding region: 121-2841 (906 amino acids)
Molecular function (GO): calcium ion binding
Source: RefSeq, a predicted model, not a curated record